Messenger RNA from Dermatophagoides pteronyssinus (European house dust mite), 1274 nucleotides. RefSeq names its product adenosine kinase-like. Gene Ontology annotation, cellular component: nucleus; cytosol. Gene Ontology annotation, molecular function: adenosine kinase activity. NCBI's taxonomy places the organism in Eukaryota, Metazoa, Arthropoda, Arachnida, Sarcoptiformes, Pyroglyphidae. The record is from RefSeq and is a predicted model, not a curated record. Gene Ontology annotation, biological process: purine ribonucleoside salvage; purine nucleobase metabolic process.
UCUCAUUUCAAAGUUGAAUUUUUUUUUUAAUUUUGUUCUCUUUGUUUCUUGUUUGUGUUUUGCUUUUUGCUUUUUUUCCUGAUUCUUGUGAUGUCCAAAAAUAUUUCCAAUUCGGCCAUUAUUGGUAUUGGUCAUCCUUUAUUCGAUCUUAUUGUAUCGAAUGUUGAUGAAAAAUUUCUUCAACGUUAUCAACUUGAAUCUGAUAAUGUAAUACUUGCUAAUGAUGAUGAUGAUGAUGAUAUUCAUCAUACCUUAACGGAUGAUUUGCUUAAAUAUUUUGAAAAUAUUCAAUAUGUACCGGGUGGUUCAGUACAAAAUACAAUACGUGUUGCACAAUGGUUUUUUGAUCAACCAAAAAUCUGUACAAUUUUUGGCUGUAUAGGUAAUGAUGAUUUUGGUCGACAAAUGAAAGAAAAAAUCGAAAAUAUUGAUAAUGUUCAAUCAAUUUAUUGUAUCGAUAAUGAAAAACCGACAGGAAAAUGUAUAUGUUUGAUAAAUAUUGAUUCCGGUGGUCAUCAUCAUCGAUCAUUGAUUACAUUUUGGGAUGCAUGUCAUAAAUUUCGUAUGGAAAUUCUACAACAAAAUCUUUCAAUAUUAAAUGAUGCAAAAAUUAUUUAUACAUCCGGUUUCUUUUUAGUAUCAAAUCCUGAAUGUGUACAAUUAUUAGCCGAAUUAUGUCAAAAAUCAAUUGAUAUUAAAUUUGCAUUCAAUUUAUCUGGAUCGUAUGUGGUAAAAAAUUAUUCACAACGUUUAUUGAAAAUUUUUCCCUACAUUGAUCUUUUAUUUGGAAAUAUAACCGAAACAUUUUCAUUUGCUCGAACACUUGAUUGGAUACAAAAUGAAAAUAAUGAUAAAAUUGAUGAUAUUGUUGAAAAAAUGGUACAUUUAGAAUCAACAAAAACCAAUCGAAUAGUAAUUAUUACACAAGGUCCAGGUGAAAUUAUUGUUGGAACAACUAGAAAUUCAAUUCAAAGAUUUUCUGUACCAUCGAUUCCAUUCGAUGAAAUUAAUGAUACAAAUGGUUCAGGUGAUGCAUUUGUUGGUGGAUUUCUUGCCUAUUAUCUAAUUGGACGUUCAAUAAAUGAUUGUAUCGAUGCCGGUAUUUAUGCAGCUCAACAAGUGAUACGUUGUUGUGGUUGUACAUUACCGAAAGUGAAUAAACUUCGAUUAUUAUCAAAGUGAUUUAUUCAUCAUUGUUUUUUUACCUUUAUCAUUUUAUGGAUGUAACAAUUAUAAUGACAUCAUAACAUUUAUUAGAUUUAACCGUAAUAAAA